This is a messenger RNA of Acanthopagrus latus (yellowfin seabream), 874 nucleotides long. RefSeq names its product glutathione S-transferase A-like. The record is from RefSeq and is a predicted model, not a curated record. The transcript is spliced from 5 exons. Gene Ontology annotation, molecular function: glutathione transferase activity; glutathione binding. NCBI's taxonomy places the organism in Eukaryota, Metazoa, Chordata, Actinopteri, Spariformes, Sparidae. Bases 93 to 839 code for a protein of 248 amino acids. Gene Ontology annotation, cellular component: cytoplasm.
GUGCCGUAAACUGCUGCUCACUUUACUUGUGCAGGUCACUGUUGAGUGUUUUUGUUUUGUUGACUUUGUGUUUGUCUGCACUACCCGUGUCCAUGGCCAAGUCUAUGAGUCUGCUGUGGGGGGCUGGAUCCCCUCCCUGCUGGAGAGUUAUGAUCACUCUGGAGGAGAAGAAGCUGCAAGGGUACAGACACAAGCUGCUAUCUUUUGAGAAGGGAGAACACAAAUCACAGGAAGUCUUGGAAAUCAACCCAAGAGGACAGCUCCCUGCCUUCAAACAUGGAGACAUCAUAUUGAAUGAGUCCGUUGCAGCGUGUUUAUACCUGGAGAAUCAGUUCAAGUCUCAAGGUGUCAAGCUGAUCCCAGACAGUCCUGCAGAACAAGCGCUGAUGUACCAACGCAUGAUGGAGGGACUCUGCCUCACUGAUAAACUCAAUUCAGUCAUCUACUAUGACCUGUUUGUCCCUGAAGAGGAAAGACACGAAUCGGCUCUGAAGAGAAACAAAGAGGCGCUGGUCACUGAACUAAAACUGUGGGAGGGUUACCUGCACAAGGUAGAGCAUGAACAGCACACACACACACACGCACACCAGUGUUUCUUUUAUUUGAUUUCUGCUAUCAAGGUGGCUGCAGGCUCGUACCUGGCAGGGGCCUUCUCGUUGGCUGAUGUGAUCGUCUUUCCAAACACUGCUUAUGCUUUUCGUUUUGGGCUGUCUGCUGGACGUUACCCCAAACUGGCCAAAUAUUACAGCCUGCUGAAGGACAGACCCAGCAUCAAGGCCAGCAGGCCCCCACAGUGGCUGGCCAGCCCGCAGGGACAUGAAAUCCUGAGGGAUCUUUAACACAAUGCCUUCACCAUGAUACUGUAUGAAAAAUA